Suhomyces tanzawaensis NRRL Y-17324 is the source of this 1872-nucleotide messenger RNA. RefSeq lists its product as uncharacterized. The record is from RefSeq and is a predicted model, not a curated record. Lineage: Eukaryota; Fungi; Ascomycota; Pichiomycetes; Serinales; Debaryomycetaceae. The transcript is spliced from 2 exons. Gene Ontology annotation, molecular function: protein binding. The annotation marks the transcript as partial.
AUGAUUGAAACACUACUUACAUUAGUGCCUUCAAUAUGUUGGAUCUUGUAUCGAUGUUUCAUGAUCUUGAAGACGCCCGUUAAUGAACUUAUCGAGGAUCUUAAUAUAGAGAUCCCCCACUCACCAAACAUUUGCAUUGACUCGAUUACCAAAAACUCUGCUAUUAUUCACUGGGAUAUCGAAAUAAAGCUCGAUGAGAAUCUAUACUACAUAUUGAUGAUCAAUAACCAAGAAGUGGCAACUAUAACAUCCAAGUCUUGCAAGUUGAAUAAUUUAGAUCCCAACCACCUAUACCAAAUACAAAUCAUUGCUGUCAACUCCUUGACCAAUUUCAGAUCCCAGAGUUCCGCAGUUUACAUCCAACCAAUUAAACAAGAAGAAAGCGAUUCAUUUGGAGUGGAAAUGGGCGGCAUCGAAAUUGAGAAUGAAAAACAGAAUUCUAAAGGCAUUGACCAUGAGCCAAUCGCCAAGUUCGAUGUUGACUCCAUCACCGUUGAUAUUGUGAAAACUGCUACCAGUUCCGAACUAUUGAAUGAUUAUCUAGUUGCAUUUCAGAACGAAACCAUAAAAUUGAAUCUAGAAUACAAGAACUUCCAGAGUCGUAUCGGGAAAGAGUCUUCGGCUUUACAAGAACAACUCAAGUUUUAUAAACAAGAAUAUGACGAAGAAACGGACAACAAACUCAAGAAGGAUAACGACGUAAAAACGUUGGAAAGGAACAAAGACAAACUAAAUUACCAAAAAUUGAAGUUGACCAAUCAACUCAAUGCAUUAAAAGCUAGCAUCGAACUAUUCCACACUAAGAUAGACGAAUCCAAACUAAAAAUAAAGAAAUUGAACGAGAAGAAUGCACAAAUACUCAGUGGUGAAGUGCAUGAGAAAGAGAAAAUCCACCAAGAGGUGGCUGCAAUUAGGCUCAAGAGUGAAAAGGUGAAGAGAGAAAACGAGAAGAUCGAGGAACAUUUGAAGCUGUUGUUAGCGGAAAAGAAAGAGCUCAGCAACAUUUUACAACAAAUUGAGCCGUUGAUUGACGAAUUAAAUGGACCAGCCAGCGUUCCUGGUAUUGCCAUCAACUCGGGGCCCGUUUCUGGAUCCAUAAACGGAGCUACAGGAGAAGUACCUUCGACUAUUUUCACGAAAGAGGGCAACAUCAAUCCCAAGGUGUUUGACACCUUGGGUAAGAUCUUUGGUAUCGUGCCCUCGUGGGAAGAAGAAAUCAUGCACGAGAUAAACACCUACCAGGAGACCGAGUUGCAGUGGAAGGAGGCGUUCCGAGCAGAAAUCAAGAAAUAUGUGACGCUUCACCAGUCGUUGGAGUUGGCCAAGCUGAAUCGCGACAAGAGCUACCAGCCCAUCAAGCUCACCGAGUACCAGGCGUCCAUUGAUUUCGGUGGGUUCAGCAACGCGUUGCCCAAGCCACGGUACAUCAGUGGCUCCAACAGCAACAGACCCAACAGAAGUUUUUCGCCUAGCAUUGAGGAUAAUGGAGCCAACCCAGGCUUCUUCAACCACUACUCACUGGUCUACUCCAACGAGGACCUCACGGUGUCGAUCCUCUCACCAGAGACCGAGCGGGUGCUGUUGCUUCCAAUGAACUCGCAGUUGAACUCUCAGUUGAAUUCCCAGCCUUUGAAUUCCCAGCCAUUGAAUUCCCAGCCUUUGAAUUCCCAGCCAUUGAAUUCCCAGCCAUUAAAUUCCCAGCCAUUGAAUUCUCAGCCAUUGAAUUCUCAGCCAUUGAAUUCUCAGCCAUUGAGUUCUCAGCCAUUAAAUUCUCAGUUGAACUCCCAGCCAUUAAGCACUCAACCAUUGAACCAGCUCCUGGGCUUCCCCUACGACGACCAGAUCUACACCGCUAGCUUGAACUCGCCCAUC